Xenopus laevis (African clawed frog) is the source of this 971-nucleotide messenger RNA. Its product is annotated as olfactory receptor 10A7. The coding region runs from base 13 to 939 and encodes 308 amino acids. NCBI's taxonomy places the organism in Eukaryota, Metazoa, Chordata, Amphibia, Anura, Pipidae. The transcript has a single exon. The record is from RefSeq and is a predicted model, not a curated record.
GUUAAUUCAGCAAUGUGUACGGACAAUCAGACUGAUGUCACCGAGAUCCUACUGCUGGGUUUCCAUGAUAUAAAUAAUUCUAAAAUUCCACUUUUCAUUCUAUUCCUCUUAAUCUACAGUGUGAUAUUAUUUGGAAACUUCAUCAUCAUCUUCCUGGUGACAUUUAAUGAGAACCUUCAGAUCCCCAUGUUCUUCUUUCUGAAACAUUUAGGGUCAGCAGAUAUUCUGCUCACAACUAACAUUGUUCCCAUGAUGUUACAUGUCAUAGUAAAUGAAGAAAUGAUUAUAACUCUAGUUGGUUGUCUUUGUCAGCUUUAUUUCUUUGGUGUUUCUGGAUUCGUGCAAUGUUUUCUUCUUGCAGUAAUGUCCUAUGAUAGAUAUCUUGCUGUCUGUUACCCACUGCAUUAUCUUUCAAUCAUGAGGCCCAAUGUCUGUCUCCAGUUUGUUGUAGGGUGUUGGAUAUUAGUGUUUGUAAUAACAACAACUGGACUUAUUUUGGUAUGCCAAUUGCAUUUCUGUGGCUUUAACCAAGUUGACCAUUUUUUCUGUGAUUUUGGCCCAGUUGUUGCUCUUUCUACUUCAGACACAUCUGUAGUAACAAUGUAUGAUUUUAUAAAUUCAAUCCCUACUAUUUCUGUGCCAUUUGUUUUCAUCAUUGGAACCUAUGUGCACAUCUUCAUAACAAUCCUCAGGAUGAAUUCCAAGACUGGAAAACAGAAGAUGUUCUCCACCUGCAGCUCACACCUAACUGUUGUGUGCACAUAUUAUGGGACUCAGAUCAUAGUUUAUAUGGGUCCAACUGGAGGAAAGUAUGCUAUCAUGAAAAAGUUCCUUUCUCUUUUGUAUAUUGUUAUCACUCCAUUUAUGAAUCCCAUCAUCUACAGUUUGAGCAAUAAGGAGAUCAGAGAAUCUCUGAAGAAAUAUAUUAAGGUGAAGUAGGCAUGUAUGUCAACAAAUAACUGUGAGAGAAA